GCGGGGAGAGGGAAUAAAUACAUAUAUUGCGUGUGUGGUGCUGGCUGCUUGAGUGCUUUUUCUCCUGCUGAGGGGUUUGUUUUGGCCGUCUGUCUGUCCUUGUGUGGGAAAGUGAUUCAUUGAACAAGGGACGGCUGCUUGAGAUUGAUUACAAGAUAAGACUGGAUUGGGCUGGGCUGUUGGAGACGUGUUGGUGUGGAUAUUUGCCUGAACUCUCUGGACAUUCCAUACACCACCGCAAGCAUAACAUCGUCCGUCACCAUGUCGGAGAAGCACGAUCAAGCAGAGUACUCCGGCGACGGCCGCCAUGAGCGCAAGUCCGUCGGCAGAUACCUUGCUACACGUAUUCCCACGCUGAAGCCCCCGAUGGACAAACUCGAGAAUCCCAUCACGCUCCUACGUCUACUCAACAAGCAGCAAUGGAUGUUCUUCGCCGUUGCCUUUUUCGCAUGGUCCUGGGACGCCCUCGACUUCUUCACCGUCUCCCUCACCGUCGGCCCGCUCGCAAAGACAUUCGGCAAGUCCAACAAGGACAUCACCUGGGGCAUCACCCUCGUGCUCAUGCUCCGCUCCGUCGGCUCCGUCAUCUUCGGCAUCGCCGCCGACCGCUACGGCCGCAAAUGGCCCUUCAUCAUCAACAACAUCCUCUUCAUCAUCCUCGAGCUCGGCACCGGCUUCGUCCAAACCUACAACCAGUUCCUCGCCGUGCGCGCCCUCUUCGGCAUCGCCAUGGGCGGCCUCUACGGCAACGCCGCCGCCACCGCCCUCGAAGACUGCCCCGAACGCGCCCGCGGCCUCGUCUCCGGCCUCCUGCAGCAGGGCUACGCCUUCGGCUACCUGCUCGCCACCGUCUUCGCCCGCGCCUUUGUAAACACCGUCGGCCAUGAAUGGCGCCCGCUGUUCUGGUUUGCCGCCGGACCCCCCGUGCUCAUCAUCGCCUUCCGCCUCUGUCUGCCGGAGACACAGGCAUACCAGGAGCGCCAGCGCGUGCGUGCGGCAGGCGCAGAGUCCGGCGCGAGCGCAGGCAAGACGUUCGUGGCAGAGGGCCGCGUCGCGCUGCGCAACCACUGGCCGCUGCUCGGAUAUCUCGUCCUACUCAUGGCCGGCUUCAACUUCAUGAGCCACGGCAGCCAGGACCUGUACCCGACGCUACUAACCAACCAGUACGGCUUCAGCGCCGACGCCGUGACUGUCACUCAGGUCGUCGCUAACCUGGGCGCCAUGACGGGCGGCGCAUGCGUCGGGUACGCGAGCCAGGCGCUAGGCCGGCGGUUCAGCAUUAUCGUCAUGUCGAUUGUGGGUGCGGCGUUGUUGUACCCGUAUACCUUCGUCACGGACACACGGGUCAUUGCCCCGGCGUUCUUCGAGCAGUUUUGCGUGCAGGGCGCGUGGGGCGUGAUUCCGAUCCACCUGAUGGAGCUGUCGCCUGGCUCAUUCCGGACGUUCGUCGUGGGCACGGCGUAUCAGCUGGGUAAUCUUGUGUCGUCGGCGUCGAGUACGAUUGAGAGUACGAUUGGGGAGCGGUUCCCGUUGCCGGAUAAGGUGGAGGCGAGCGGGGCGCGGGUGAGCAGGUUUGAGUACGGGAAGGUGAUUUGCAUUUUCAUGGGCUGUGUGUAUGCGUAUGUGGUUGUGUUGACGCUGUUGGGGCCUGAGCGGAAGGGGGCGAGUAUGGAUGUGCGGCAUGAUGGGGAUAUGGUUGAGGCGACGGGCGGGCGGCGGAUGGGGUCUGAGGUUGGUGAGGGGGUUGGUGAGCAGGGCAGUUCGGAUGAGGAGAAGGGGCAUGCGAAGACGGUGGAGCGGUAGGGGGUUGCGCGGCGGGUGGUUUGGGUGUGGUGGAUAUGAUGUGAAUAUGAGACUUUGGAUAUGAUAUUAUUGAGAAUUAUGAGAUGAGCGUACGCGAGUUGCGUGCUUCGUAUCAAUAGAAUACAGGAUAGCAAAGGUGUACAUAUAUAUAUCACCUACCAUUUCUA
Messenger RNA from Pseudovirgaria hyperparasitica, 1970 nucleotides. Its product is annotated as sugar transporter family protein. Gene Ontology annotation, biological process: plasma membrane lactate transport. Gene Ontology annotation, cellular component: plasma membrane. The record is from RefSeq and is a predicted model, not a curated record. Gene Ontology annotation, molecular function: secondary active monocarboxylate transmembrane transporter activity. Lineage: Eukaryota; Fungi; Ascomycota; Dothideomycetes; Acrospermales; Acrospermaceae. The transcript is spliced from 3 exons. The coding region runs from base 262 to 1803 and encodes 513 amino acids.